Molecule: messenger RNA, 615 nt
Organism: Caenorhabditis bovis
Lineage: Eukaryota; Metazoa; Nematoda; Chromadorea; Rhabditida; Rhabditidae
Source: the annotation of a GenBank genome assembly
AUGGUGAUUCGCGGCAGAUUCGACGUCGUCGACGUCCAUCGACGACGCGUUUUAUUUUGGCGACCGCGACGCGGCUCGCGACAGUGCUUCAUUGUUCACGCCACUCGCAACAACACCGAUGUGAGCCUUGAAGUUGGCAUGAAGCUUCGAUACGCCGAUUGUGAGGUGGUUAAGCUUGAUCCUUUCAUCGAAAGGAAUGAUGAACGCAUCCGUUUCUUCAGCCAUCAAUUAUCCAUCGGCUAUUCGGAUUCCGAUCGUCUGGACCUGGCAACCCUGACCUCAGUGGUCUUAAAAGCUUCCCACAUCGAAGCGCUGUACCUCGACGAAUCAGUGCCCUAUCAGGAUUUGCUGUUCAACUUCGACGGCGCCGAAAUCUCCGAGCUUCUCGACGUCUGCCAGUUGAGCGUUGUCGUCAGACGGCCAGAAUCUCAAAAUGAUUUGACAUUCUUCUGGAGCUUCGUCACGAAAUUCCUAAUAAAUCCCAGCAUCACUCUAGUGGAUUCACAAAGGAUAUCCAUGGAUCGCGUGAGGAUCACCGUGUACAAUAGAGAGAAUCGAAAUUGCGUUUUUAGACACCACUUCAAAGACAUUCCGUCAGAAUCAUUUUAUGCUUGA